AUGGCGGUUGCAAUUGUGGCAAGACCUCUUCGUUGGAGGAUCCAUGGCGGCGGUGGAAGCCUUCAGAGCUUGACUCUGCUGCCGAACGAGUUGCAUUUCGAGGAAAAGAAGAUGUCGUUCUUAUCGGACUUUUUAUUGCCAAAUCACCCAGUUAGGCAGACGCCGGAGAAAACUGAGUGCCUCCUCACAAAUGCUUUCGGUUCUGCUGUAUGGCUCAGUGUUCGAGGGCAAUCCGUCCGAGCCCAUUUCUGUGCAGUAAACUAUCAAAAUUCGCGGGAGUAG
Messenger RNA from Protopolystoma xenopodis, 282 nucleotides. The record is from the annotation of a GenBank genome assembly. Lineage: Eukaryota; Metazoa; Platyhelminthes; Monogenea; Polystomatidea; Polystomatidae.